AUGAAUCGGAAGAACCAUCGACCAUCGCCAGCGUUGCUUCUGAAAAAAAUCGUACGGAACACCCUUUCUCGAUGGUUUGCUAUUGAGGUAGUCCACGGAUUCCAGUAUGUUACAGUAGAGUGGGCAAACUACACCUUCCAAAAUGGGCUCAGUCGACAACACAUCGUGGAUCCCUUUGGAGAGAAUGUGGCAUUCCACCGAAGAUACGUCAACGAAUACGAAGUCGAUGACUCCCGCUACCACCAACAGCAGCUGCAAGCGUAUGAGCCCGUGCUGACUGCCGUAUCACCAGAUGGCCUGUUCACAGGCAUCCUUGCGCAUCAUUGUCCAAUGCAGGAUCGCCUUGAGGAAGAUAAUCUGGAAAACAAACCGUUCCUGGACCCGCUUUUUCCUCGCAACUACACCUGUUCUAUAGAAUUGCGCAUCUACGACAAUACUAACCACAAGAUGUUGUCCAAAUAUGACUUUAAUCUUCCAGGGCACGACAGUCGCAUCAUAGGCUUUUCCCUCCACAACCCAGAAGAAAGAAACGGUUUGGAACAGUACUUUUUGACCAUGCUUUCCUGGGACCGUUAUCCUGCAGACCGUGAGGUGUGCCGCUGCAGAGACAAAGCCGGGUGUAUUUUGGAACCGUGGUCUGCUGUUUGUCAUCGAAAUCAAUAUAACUUGACAAAGAACGAUGUGUACGUUUGGAGCAGUGGGAUUGGCCUCUGUCACCGGCAACGGGACGAAUGCGACCUUUUCCUCUGCGUUAACGACUGCAGCCAGAUCCCAAUUCCCAGCAGCUCCGCAUGGUCCUGCAGUCCCGGUUCAGACGACUCCGAAUGCUGGGAAGCACCAGCGAUCGCUGGCACGCUGGGGGGCCGUGCGUCAGUUGGAGUCGUUCGUCUGGCGGCUACCGAGAAGCCACGAGAUCUUGCCACCGAGUUCCAAGGGUUCAAGCAGCGGUGGCAAAGCUCGAUUAUUUUCUAUCCAGAUAACCCGUACUUUAAUCGCGCUCAGAUUUUCAAAUGCUCUGGGGGAGAAAAGACAUAUCGUGGAAUCUUCCAGGUUGACGUAGGCGCAACAUUUGAGAACCCUGAUAUACCGAGUACCGCGCGAGUUGUCCGGAGCUGUUAUUUACGAGAAUACAAUGACGCCGAUCCCAACAUACCCCAAGAGCUUCUCGCGGGGGAGGGCGCUUGUGCUGGCUGCGAGUCGUGGGGAGUGGUUACAGACACUCAGUGUACGGGAUUCACUUCCUGGUGCGUUUCAUCUUACGGGUCUUCCCACGCUCCAGGUAUAUAUCUGAAUGGAAAGUUCAACCGAGUGGGUACCAUGUUCCUCAGCACCUGGGACCUAGCAGGAUACACCGCAAGGCAGCUUGGAAAUUACCGCUACGCGAAUCUCAGAGUUGCCCAAGUUUUCCCUGUCGAAUCUCCGACUAACAGUUUCGCCUCACUCAUGUUUGACAUCUUCUACGUCAUCGAUUUUGUGACCCCGUCGGAACAUAUGCGAUGGGGCCCAGUGGCUAUGUCUGAGCUGCGUGUGGCACGGUGCCAGCAGAAGCAAGAAGAAGCGACAGUCAGUUUCACCCUCCUGAACCACGAUACCUUGCGCCGAGCCUGGGCGCCCGAGCUGUUGAAUGUGCAGGCCUUCAGGAAGAAUCCUGACGUGGUUAUCGUUUCCGAAGAUGCAAUAGAGCAAAACACUUCGUUCGUGGUCUACAGUCAGGAUAAACUGGGAGUGGCGUCUUCAUUCGACACAGUGUUGAGCCCCAUUGCAGCUCUCGCGACGGGGAACCGAUCGUAUGGAAAUCGUUGGGUGGACGCUAACAGCGGGAGGACGGAAGUCUCUGGGCCAGCAGUCACACUGCGUCUUGGGCAGAUGGUCCCUCUUGAUAACGAAGUUACUGGCGGGCAAACCUGGGCUACUCCGAGGUUCACUGACGAACGGUCCAACAAGCUACGUCACGCACUGGCCAUGACAGCUCAGCUCGCCGAAGCUUGCCCAAACAGCAGGCUUCCUCAGCCAGAUUCAGAGAUGUUCAACUCGACAGUCUUGACCGGUGCCGUGGACAGGAAUAUUCUCACCGCAGGACCUACAUUCGCCGGCAGCGCGUCAACGAGCGCCACAUUUUAUUUGGACGAACUGUCUGACAUAUGGGAAUUCGUGGCCAUCUUUGAGAGAAAGGUGAGUCAGCAAAGGGAUGACCUCUACUUCAUUUUCCAUCACACCGAGACAGCCGAAGCAGCCAGACUAAAAGGGGGCAUUGGCGGCGACCUCCCAAUACCGUUGCCAGCACCCCACCAGAAAGGCAUGUACGAGGCAGAACAAGGAGUUGUGUACAAGUGGAGUGAAAUGGAUAUUCGAGGAGUCAGGGCGAUCUCUAUCCGCUAUAAAACAAAAGGAGACUUCCCCGCAACUUUGAAAGAGCUGCAAGUGAAGGGUAAGCCACAGAACUGCCCGCCACAUGGGUUCUUCGCGGACUCUUCUUGCCCGAUCGUCGAAUUCCGUCCGAACAGCGUCAAGGAGCUGGAUUGCGAGGGAGAGUGGGGAGAGUGGUCGAUGUGUGACCAGCAAUGCAGGAAGACAAGGUUCUUCACCAUAAAGAGAAAUCCACGACCAGGCGGAAAGCCGUGUCUGCUGCUUGAGAAGCAACCCUGUGAUGCUUGCGAAAUGUGGUUCACGGGAGGGUCUUCCUCCACAGUUGCCCCUUCAACAACCAGGUGGUCAACCAGAUCGACGACUCGUACCACACGAGUCAUCACGAGAAGUACAUCUACGACGAAUGAGCCUAUGAUGAUCGGCAGCAUGCCGUGGUAUUUCGUCGUUGCCAUCGGAGCCGCCAAUGCAAGCCUGCUGCUUGUUAUUCUGGGGACAGCAUGGUGUGUAUUACAGAGGCGCCACAGACAGCUCUCGAUCACCUUGCAGAGGCAAGAGAGCCGAGAGCUGGCCGAGGCAGAAGAAGAGGCCCACAACGCCGAGGCAUUGGCUGCAGCCGCAAAAGAGGCUGCCGGUAGGACCGUCGAGGGCCCCUCUCUCUCUUUAGAGCCUGAGGCUCAUACCGCCACGAUAAACUUGACAGGUUCCACUCCUGCGAACCUCAAACAGCGGGGCCGGAAAACCAAAAACAAGAGAGGCAAAAAACUCGCCACUGACGUGCCGCUACUCCGUGCGCCUAGCUCCACAGAAGACCUUUUCGAGACAAUGCCGUGA
Molecule: messenger RNA, 3198 nt
Organism: Neospora caninum
Lineage: Eukaryota; Apicomplexa; Conoidasida; Eucoccidiorida; Sarcocystidae
Exons: 3
Coding region: 1-3198 (1065 amino acids)
Source: RefSeq, a predicted model, not a curated record